AUGGACACCUCCCACAGCCAGCAUGCCGUCAAGGCCUAUGUCAGCCCAGAUACCAACUCGAAACCCUCUCGGCAUUCUCCACGCGCCGACGAUGACAAUGACCAUGAUCAGUGGAGCGCCGGCGACGCCUCGAGUGGUGACGACAUCUCCCGCAGCCAGACUGGCGCAGCGAAGCGCAAACGGCCCCUCUCCGUGAGCUGCGAGACGUGCAAGCAGCGCAAGGUCAAAUGCGACCGUAGCCAACCGGCAUGCGGUUGGUGUAUGAAGAAUCGCUCCCAGUGCAUCUACCUGCCGCGGAAGAAGCCAGGUCUGCGUGCCGGCUACGGGAGGGAGCUCGAAGCACGCCUGGACAAGCUUGAAGCUGCCAUCGGGCUACAACAAAAGCAGAUAAAUCAACUGUCGUCGAACCGGAACCAUAACCACCCCGCCGUCGACGACAAUCAUACUGGGCCUGAGGCCGAGCAGAUUCUUGGGCGGAGGGAGCGGAAGGGGGAACAAAAUGGCUGGGGAAGAGCAUGCGGAGAGAGCGAGUGGGAUAGUUGGGAUGGAGUAGUAACCUCUCCCGUUCACGACGGCUCCGUCUUCCGCGCUCCCCCAAUACUGCAGACCACGCAUAUCCCCCGACCAGAAACUGCCCUCUUCCUUCAGAAACCAUCCGGUUUCCCUCCACAGCAUACUGUCCACUCCAGCUUGGCCGGCGGGUUACAUGAAGCGACGCACACUCAACCAAUAAAUGGGUACCAUGCUCCCACCGAGGAGCUGCACCACCCAUUGGGACACUUGCAGCGCGAUCCCUACGCUCACGGCAACGGCUUUGCGCCUGCCCAGUUAUCCGUCGCGUUCAAUCAUGCUUCCAUUGGCCAUGCCGACGACGACUUCCCUCCUUACGACCUAUUGUACGGCUUGGUGGACCUCUUCUUCAAGCACAUAUACCCCUGGUGCCCCAUAUUGCAUCGCCAGACAACCUUGAACUCGCUCUUUGGCGAGGCCACAUUGGACGAGGCGGACCGAAUCGUACUGCACGCCAUAGUAGCGACGACGUUGAAGUUCUCGCAGGACCCACGGUUGAACGCGGAGAAGAGGAGCCACUAUCACAAACACUCAAAAGAGCAGGUUCUCCUUUAUGGCAUUGAAAAUAGCUCGGUCAAGUCGUUGCAGGCUCUCGUUAUUCUUGCCCUGGACGUUAUAGGUUCCUCCAAUGGCCCUCCAGGCUGGAAUCUGCUGGCAUUGAUUACCCGAUCUGUCGUCCAGCUGGGACUGUCCAUGGAGACGCAUUCUCCUUUGAUAGCCCCUCAAUAUGCCUCUAGGUUCUACACCCUCCGCGCCAUCGUCCUCCCUGAACCCCAAUCCUGGAUCGAAGAAGAAUCCCGCCGCCGCCUCUUCUGGAUGAUCUACCUUCUCGACCGCUACGCCACCGUCGCAACCGCUUUCUCUUUCGCCCUCGACGACGCGGAAAUCGACCGCCGCCUUCCCUGCCGCGACGACCUCUUUGCCCGCAACGUUCCCGUCGAGACGCGCUGGUUCCGCACGCCCAGCCGCUCAGAUUACAACAUGAAUCGGCCGGAGAACUUGGGCACCUUCUCCUAUUAUAUAGAGAUUUUGGGCAUCUUGAGCAGGGUCCACGCGUUUUUGAAGAGGCCCGUAGAUAUUUCCAAGUUGGCGGAUGUGGAAAGGUGGCAACGGGAGUAUAAGGAGCUGGACCGCGCCAUCGAAGAGUGGAAAUACCAACUUCCCGCCGAGUACGGUAACUCUUUGAGGAUCUUCUCAAUGACUGGGGCCAAGGCGUUGAACUCGGGGUUGGUGAUGCUGCAUGCAGCUUUCCACACAACCGUAAUCCGCCUGCACUCCUCAGCCGCCUACCCGACCCACCGCUCCCCCAUCUUCACCCCCUCUUUCAGCGCAUCCCAACGCUGCCUCUCAGCCGUCGAAUCCCUCGUCUCCCUCUGCACCUGCGUGCGCUCGCCCUCGCCUUCGUCCUCCAACUCCACCACCACCAGCGCCUCCUCCUCGCCUCCCCCUGCAACCUUACUGAGCAAACUCGGCCCGCCGUUCGCCUUCUCCGUCUGGGUCGCCGCGCGCGUCCUGCUCGUGCACGGCAGCACCAUCGCGCACCACGUCGACCCCAGCAUCCACCUCCUCGUCGCCACGCUGCGGGACAUGGGCCGCUGGUGGGACGUCGCGAAUCGGUAUGCGGAGCUGCUGACGCGCGUGCUGCACGAGUAUGAGGAGAGUCGGCGUGAGGUGGGCGGUGGGGCCGGCGGCAGUGGCGGUGGUAAUGGUAGUGGCAGAGCAGGUGGAGGGGAAGGAGUGGGCAGCGAGAGGGAGAGGGAGAGGGAGACGCCGGGGAGUGUGAGGAUCCUGGCGGAUAUGAGGAGGUGUGCUUUUGAUCUGGAGUUUUUGAUUAGUAGGCAGCCGAGGGUUGGUGGAGGUGGAGGAGGAUCAGGUGGAGGGGGAACAGGAGGAGCAGGCACGCGACCUGCGAGUGCGGCGCCUAGUGCGUAUACAACAAGGACACCGGGACCAAGCGAGUUCGAGUACCUGGAUGUAUUCGACUUUUUCAAUAUGCCGCGGCUGCCGGUGUCCAUGGCUGUGGAUGGAGGUACGGGGCAGACGUCGUCGGUGUAUGGUGGUGCUGGUGAGGGAAUGAGGUUGCAUGGGGAUGGGAAUAACGGUGCGGGAGGAGAUGGUACUGGUGGUACUGGUGGUGGUGCUGGGACAGAACUCGGGAAUGCAGGUGGGAAUGAGUUCAAUAUCACGAAUUUCAUGGUUGAUGCGAGUGCGGAUUGGUUCAAGGGGGCGUCGUAG
This is a messenger RNA of Westerdykella ornata, 2805 nucleotides long. RefSeq lists its product as uncharacterized. Gene Ontology annotation, biological process: regulation of DNA-templated transcription; DNA-templated transcription. Gene Ontology annotation, molecular function: zinc ion binding; DNA-binding transcription factor activity, RNA polymerase II-specific; DNA binding. Gene Ontology annotation, cellular component: nucleus. NCBI's taxonomy places the organism in Eukaryota, Fungi, Ascomycota, Dothideomycetes, Pleosporales, Sporormiaceae. The record is from RefSeq and is a predicted model, not a curated record. The transcript has 4 exons. The coding region runs from base 1 to 2805 and encodes 934 amino acids.